Molecule: messenger RNA, 1118 nt
Organism: Gopherus evgoodei (Goodes thornscrub tortoise)
Lineage: Eukaryota; Metazoa; Chordata; Testudines; Testudinidae
Product: C-type lectin domain family 2 member D-like
Exons: 6
Coding region: 400-999 (199 amino acids)
Source: RefSeq, a predicted model, not a curated record
GGGGCGGGGGAAUGGGAGAUGCACGGAGGUUUGUUGUGUGGCCCUUGGUCGGUCUGGAGGGGAGGGAGUUAAUUGGAGUCUUGCUUUGUUGUUUAUAUCGCAGCAGGAUACAGCGAUUGGCUUUUUUUAGUUUUUCUUUCUGCGGUUCCUGGCUCAGCUGACCUGCAGAUGGUGGUUUGUUUGCAUCGCUGCUCCUGCAAAGGCUCCUUUCCCACCGCAGCCGUUCGGUCCAGUAGCUGCCAAAGGCAGAGGAUCUGGCGCUGGGAUCUCUGAAGUUGAUUGCUGGCUCCAAAUUGGACCCAAUUGCAGCUAGAGAGGAACUGGUCAGAGCCCAGGGCCUGUACCCCAGCGUUCAUCUGUCUUGGUGAGAGAAGAGAGGUGACAAAAGGUGUGGGUCCCAUGGAUUCGGAGCUGUCACCCAAUGGAAGACAAGGUGAUCUGCCUAACAGCAAACUCCAGAGAGCUGUCGGGUGGAAAGCGCCGCUGACCGUCAGCGUGGUAGUCCUAGUCGUGAUUGUUGCUGUUGCUCUGAUACUUUUGCACGUGAAAUCUCCACCCGAAUCCAACCUGCCUCAUGUCUCCACCCCAGUCCGUCUAAAUGUAAGAUUCCCUGCUCCCUGCUGCCUGGAUGGCUGGGUCGGGUACAGAGGGAAAUGCUACUAUUUCUCUGAGGCCGAGGGGACCUGGGACUCCAGUCAGAGCUUCUGUUCUUCACUCAAUGCCUCCCUGGCUGAGAUCGACACCGAGAAAGACCUGAAGUUCAUUAUGCGAUAUAAAGGCGUCUCUGAGUUUUGGAUUGGCCUGAAGCGAGAAUCGGCACAGCUCUGGGGAUGGGUGAAUGGCGAACAGUUCAACAACCUGUUUACGGUAAGAGGAGAAGGUGACUGUGCGUACCUGAGCGACGGCUUUGCCACGUCGUCAUGGUGCUCCACGAAGCGCUACUGGGUCUGCAGCAAACCCGAUGGGAUGCAAAGGGAAGACACGAUGCCGGGGGACUGAAGGGCGAAGGCUGGGAAAACACCUCAAGGCCCAGCUGCCUGACACUCCAAACAAACAUCGCUCAAUAAGAUCCUCAAUAGAGCUUGACAGAUUAUUUUUGUUGUUGUAAAUAAGCCUCU